Messenger RNA from Nicotiana attenuata, 1441 nucleotides. Its product is annotated as protein TORNADO 2. The record is from RefSeq and is a predicted model, not a curated record. Gene Ontology annotation, biological process: auxin-activated signaling pathway. The coding region runs from base 202 to 1017 and encodes 271 amino acids. Gene Ontology annotation, cellular component: plasma membrane; plasmodesma. The transcript has 2 exons. Lineage: Eukaryota; Viridiplantae; Streptophyta; Magnoliopsida; Solanales; Solanaceae.
GACAUUUGGACCCAAAAAGAUUAAAUUACCCCUUCUUUAUUAUAAAAACCAUUACUAAUUUCAUGGAUCCAAGGUAAGGAACAAGAAGUAGCUUACCCUAGAUAUCAAGUUCUCUUGUCUUCUACAGUAUCCAUCUCUCCCAAUCUUUCAAAUUCCUUUCGCAAAAUCUUUAGAGAACUAAAAAAACAAGCAAGAAAGAAAAUGGCAUUAAGUAAUAAUGUCAUAGGGUGCAUCAACUUUGUAGCCAUGCUAUUGUCAAUUCCAGUGAUUGGUGCUGGAAUUUGGCUAGCAAUGGAGACUGACAACUCUUGUGUCAAGAUUCUACAAUGGCCAGUUAUUAUCUUAGGAGUUGUCAUUUUAGUUGUCGCUCUUGCUGGUUUUAUUGGAGGGUUUUGGAGGAUUCCAGCACUUCUCAUUUUCUACCUCAUUGCUAUGCUCAUUCUCAUAGUUUUGCUUGCCUGUUUGGUGGUUUUUAUUUACAUGGUCACUAUUAGAGGUUCAGGCCAUAUGGAACCAAGUAGGGCUUAUUUGGAAUAUCAUCUUGAUGACUAUUCUGGCUGGCUUAGAAGGAGAGUUCAAAGUUCUUACAAAUGGGAUAGAAUAAGAAGUUGCCUUAGCUCCACAACAAUGUGUGCUCAGUUGAAUCAAAGUUAUCGCAUGGCUCAAGAUUUCUUUAAUGCUCCUCUUAGCCCUUUGCAGUCAGGGUGCUGUAAGCCACCAACACAAUGUGGGUACACAUUUGUGAACCCAACAUAUUGGAUUAGCCCUAUAAACAAUGUUGCAGAUAUGGAUUGCUUGCAAUGGAACAAUGAUCAAACACAACUUUGCUACUCUUGUGAUUCUUGCAAAGCUGGAUUGUUAGCUAAUUUGAAGAAAGAAUGGAGGAGGGCAGAUAUAAUUCUGCUCAUAACUCUUGUUGGAUUGAUUUGGGUUUAUUUAAUUGGGUGCUGUGCUUUUAGAAAUGCCAAAACUGAUGAAAUAUUCCGCAAGUACAAGCAAGGUUAUGCCGAUACUUAAGCUGAAUUAAUGAAAAGAGACCGAUUUAGGGUUUUGAGUCAGUGAAUCCAGAAUUAACCUGAUCAUAUUUAGUGUAUACUAUCUAAGGAUUUUUUGCAUUAGUAUACAUAAUUCAAGUUAAAACAAUGAAUUCAGUUGAACUCAUAAAACUCGCCUUAAAUUCAGUCUAUAUUGAUGGGCAAGCGGGUUAUUUAAGUUUGAUGUAUUAGAAGAAUAGCACCCUAUCAUUCCAGGGUAGGGGUAAGGCUGCGUACAUCCUAUCCUUUUCAGACCCCACUUGAUGGAAUUAUACUGGGUAGUUGUUGUUGUUGUUGUAUUGGAAAGAGCUAGUGAAAUAUGUGAAACUUCUGUUGGGUGAUUUUAGUUCUGUAUUGAGUUUGUAAAACGUGACAAGACUGGAUAUUGGGACUCACUAAUUAAGAUU